This is a messenger RNA of Debaryomyces hansenii CBS767, 351 nucleotides long. RefSeq lists its product as uncharacterized. The transcript has a single exon. Lineage: Eukaryota; Fungi; Ascomycota; Pichiomycetes; Serinales; Debaryomycetaceae. The record is from RefSeq and is a predicted model, not a curated record. Bases 1 to 351 code for a protein of 116 amino acids.
AUGAUACAUAUUUCUAAAAGCUUAAGGCGUUUUAAUAUCCCUUAUACCAGGGCACUUUCAUCAACAUUGCGGAACUCAAAGACAUCUUUAACAUUCUUUACCAAGGAAACUUGCAUGUUAUGUACCAAUGCUAAACAUAUUUUACAUGAUACCUUGAAAGAUGAUACAUUGAAAGAUAAGGAAAUAUCGCUAGAAACAAUCGAUAUAAUGAAACCUGAAAAUUCAAAAUGGUUUGAUAUAUACUGCUAUGAUGUUCCUGUGUUACACGUAAAUAGACCCGACCAAGCAAAACCUGUCAAAUUCAUGCAUUACUUUUAUAACGACAAACUAUUAGACGAAUUUAGUAAAUAA